AUGACAUCAAAAACUAAGAUACAAAGAACUUAUUCAUGUUCUGUCUGUGGAAAAAAGUUAUCUUCUUCAGUAGCAUUGAGAUCUCACCUCAAGACACAUUCAGGUAUCAAAUCUUUUUGCUGUGAAUAUUGUGGUGUUCUGUAUUCUACUAAACAAAAUCUAAUGGCUCACCUUUUAAGAAUACAUAAUAUCAAUGCUGAUUCAACAAGAUCGUGUGAUAUUUGUGGAAAACAAUUUUUCAGAAAAUGUGCAUUUGACACUCAUUACCUCAUUCACCUAAAACAAAAACCAUUUAAGUGUCAUAUCUGCCAUAAAUAUUUUCGGCAAAAGAUUACAAGAGACGUACAUGUUGAUACACAUACAGGUGAUUACAAAUACUCUUGUCCAAAAUGUGGUAAGAAGUUCCUCACUGCCUCUAAAUGUAAAGAACACACGGAGAAGAAAAAAGGCCUCUGUUUGGAUUUAUUAAUUCAAUCAAGAGAUGUAGAUUUUAAUCUGGACGAUAAUUGGACGGAUGAAAUUAUAAAUUCUUUGAAGUUUGACUGUCGUGUAACUGAUAAGAUUUUAGAUUUACCUAUGUCAAACUCUUUUAACCUAAAUCAGGAAGAUGCCAUUGAAUUCUUUUGUGCAAUGCCUCAGUGCUCGGACACAUCAUUUAAGAAUAAAACUCUGUUAAAGAAGCAUAUUUCAAGAAGCCAUCUUUCAAGCGGGAGUUUACUUCAAAAUGAGGUUUCUUAUGAAUCAAAUAAUUGUGGAAUUUUCACCUCAGAAAAUACAAAAAAUCAAACUUGCGAAAAACCAUUUCCAAAUGUGAUACAAAAUGAGCAUUCAAAGAGGCCUAGUGGGGAUUCAUCUAAUUCUACUGAAUUUUCUUGUACUGAAUGUUAUAAAAAUUUUAAAACUUUACAAGGAUUAGAAUAUCAUAAAAGAGCUCAUAAAGGUUUUUAUAAUUUUAUUUGUGACAUUUGUGGAAAAUUAUUUAUUCGAAAUAGUCAUUUUGUCAGUCAUAUGAAAACACACUCUAACAUGAGACCAUAUUGCUGUUCAAUCUGCUGGAAAUCCUAUAAGAGUAAUAAAAAUUUGAAGGAACAUGUGAAAUUCAAACAUCCAAUUGGAUAA
Messenger RNA from Nezara viridula (southern green stink bug), 1119 nucleotides. Lineage: Eukaryota; Metazoa; Arthropoda; Insecta; Hemiptera; Pentatomidae. The record is from the annotation of a GenBank genome assembly.